Molecule: messenger RNA, 2349 nt
Organism: Tripterygium wilfordii
Lineage: Eukaryota; Viridiplantae; Streptophyta; Magnoliopsida; Celastrales; Celastraceae
Product: protein CYPRO4-like
Exons: 2
Coding region: 171-2129 (652 amino acids)
Cellular component (GO): cytoplasm; nucleus
Molecular function (GO): protein binding
Source: RefSeq, a predicted model, not a curated record
AGGUAACCGGUCAAACAAAACUAGCAGUUGCGUUCAAAACCCUACAAACAGUGAAACGAAGCCAAAACUGCAGACGCAUCAAUUUUCAAAAUUCCAACUUUGGCGCUCUUGGCACUGCCCAUUUCGUCUCCGAAACCAGAUCUCCACUUUCCUUCUUCCAUUUCUCUGAGAUGGGUGGCGCUAAUAGCCGUGAAAAUCUGGAGAUUUCGGACUCAGAUGAAGAAUACGAUGAAGAACAAAGUCAAGAAGAAGAAGAAGAUGAAGAGACAUACCAUGAAGCGAAAGAUGCGACCCCUGACAGAUUCUCUUCCGGAAGAAAACCUAAAUCUCCUUCGUCGCUCGACGAGGUGGAAGCCAAACUCAAAGCUCUGAAGCUGAAAUACCCAUCGUCAUCAUCUCAACUGCAGCCGCAAAACCCAAAUCUAAAAAAUGCCGUCAAGCUCUACCUGCACAUCGGUGGCAAUACCCCCAAGGCGAAGUGGAUCACCUCUGAGAAGCGAACCUGUUACUUCUUCAUCAAGUCCUCCAAACUGGAAGGUGAUGGUAACGAAAACAAGGAUGAAGAUGAGGAAGAAAGUGAAGGCGAAGGUGAUUCCUGGUGGGUCUUGAAGGUUGGUGCCAAAGUUCGAGUAAUGGUUGGGUCAGAGAUGCAAUUAAAGACUUUUGGGGACCAGCUUCGUGUUGAUUUUGUUGCUAGGGGUGUUUGGGCUAUGAAGUUCUUUAGUAGUGAGGAUUAUAGGGAUUUUGUCACUAAGUACCAGGACUGUUUGUUUGAGAAUACUUAUGGGUACGAGGCAACAGAGGCAAACAGAAUUAAGGUUUAUGGGAAGGAUUUUAUGGGGUGGGUGAAGCCUGAGAUAGCAGAUGAUUCUAUGUGGGAGGAUGCGGAGGAUGGCAUAUUGAAGAGCCCUGAACCCGCAACGCCAUUGAGGGAAAAUCAAGAUUUGAGGGAGGAGUUUGAGGAGGCGGCAAAUGGAGGAAUACAGAGCUUGGCAUUGGGUGCAUUGGAUAACAGUUUUUUGGUGGGUGACACUGGCAUUCAGGUUGUGAAGAAUUUUAGCCAUGGGAUUCAUGGAAAGGGUGUUUUUGUGAAUUACGACAAUGGGAGUUAUCGAAGUGGAUCGAGUUUGGCACGCUCAGUGCAGAAGAAGGCCCUUCUUUUGCGAGCUGAGACUAAUAUGGUGCUGAUGAGUCCAAUGAAGGAAGGGAAGCCUCAUUCGACAGGGUUACAUCAGUUUGAUAUUGAGACUGGUAAAAUUGUUACUGAGUGGAAGUUUGAAAAGGAUGGAACUGACAUUACAAUGAGGGAUAUUAGCAAUGAUAGCAAGGGAGCUCAGUUAGAUCCAUCAGGAUCAACUUUUUUGGGAUUGGAUGAUAAUAGGCUUUGUAGGUGGGAUAUGCGUGACCGCAAUGGAAUGGUACAGAAUCUUGCAACUGCUAGUGCCUCUGUUCUCAAUUGGACUCAAGGGCACCAGUUCUCCAGAGGGACAAACUUUCAGUGUUUUGCAACCACUGGAGAUGGCUCAAUUGUUGUUGGGUCUCUUGAUGGGAAGAUUAGACUGUAUUCAAGCAGUUCUAUGAGGCAGGCCAAAACAGCUUUCCCAGGUCUUGGGUCACCUGUAACCCAUGUUGAUGUUACCUUUGAUGGGAAGUGGAUAUUGGGCACCACUGAUACAUAUAUGAUCCUCAUCUGCACUUUCUUCACCGACAAAGACGGUAGGACAAAAACUGGCUUCAGUGGUCGUAUGGGGAAUAGGAUUGCAGCUCCAAGAUUGUUGAAGCUGACUCCUUUGGAUGCACAUUUAGCUGGAAGUGACAGUAAGUUCCGUAAUGCUCAGUUUUCAUGGGUUACCGAAGAAGGGAAGCAGGAGCGCCAUUUGGUUGCAACUGUGGGCAAGUUUAGUGUGAUAUGGAACUUCCAGCAGGUGAAGAAUGGUACUCAUGAGUGCUAUCGCAACCAGGAGGGCUUAAAAAGCUGCUACUGCUACAAGAUAGUGCUCAAGGAUGAUUCCAUUGUCGAUAGUCGUUUCAUGCAUGAAAAGUUUGCAGUCACAGAUUCACCUGAAGCUCCACUAGUGAUUGCAACUCCAAUGAAAGUCAGCUCCUUCAGCAUAUCCAGCAGGCGAUGACAAGCUCAACAUUGCCUUGAUCACACAUUCAAUGCUACUGAAUGUAGUUUAAGGACCUUUUUAGCUAAAUUCUUGUUGUUUUUUAGAUUGUUGUAGAUCUAGGUUACUUUGGAAAUUUGAACCGUCAUGACAGAAACUGUCUAAAUUCUUGUUAAGAGAAAUUUUUAUUACUUGAUAACUCUCUUUUACUACCUGUGAUGAAGCAGAGUUGAUUUCUUAA